Molecule: messenger RNA, 1119 nt
Organism: Malassezia pachydermatis
Lineage: Eukaryota; Fungi; Basidiomycota; Malasseziomycetes; Malasseziales; Malasseziaceae
Product: 60s ribosomal protein l4
Exons: 2
Coding region: 1-1119 (372 amino acids)
Biological process (GO): translation
Cellular component (GO): cytosolic large ribosomal subunit; ribosome
Molecular function (GO): structural constituent of ribosome; RNA binding
Source: RefSeq, a predicted model, not a curated record
AUGGCUGCUCGUCCUACUGUGAACGUGCGCGGCAUUGACGGUGCGGCUGCGGGAUCGCUCCCUCUCCCGGCGGUCUUCACUGCGCCGAUCCGCCCGGAUGUCGUCCAGGCUAUUCACUCGAACAUCGCCAAGAACAAGCGUCAGCCGUACGCCGUGGCUUCGAACGCCGGUCACCAGACCUCGGCUGAGUCGUGGGGUACUGGUCGUGCCGUUGCUCGUAUCCCCCGUGUCGGUGGUGGUGGUACGCACCGCUCGGGUCAGGCUGCCUUCGGUAACAUGGCCCGCGGUGGUCACAUGUUCGCCCCGACCAAGGUCUGGCGCCGUUGGUUCGUCAAGACCAACCAGGCUCAGCGCCGCUACGCUACUGCCUCGGCCCUGGCUGCCACGGCUCUGCCCUCGCUGGUUCUGGCCCGUGGUCACCGUGUUGAGCAGAUCGAGGAGGUGCCUCUGAUCGUCUCGAGUGAGGUGGAGUCGUUCACCAAGACCAAGCAGGCUGUGGCUGUCCUCAAGGCCCUUAACGCCUACGAGGACGUGACCAAGGUCUCGAACUCGCGCAAGAUCCGUGCUGGUGUUGGUAAGCUCCGCAACCGCCGCCACUCCCAGCGCCGUGGUCCUCUGGUUAUCUACAACCAGGACAACGGCAUUGUGAAGGCUUUCCGCAACCUGCCCGGCGUGGAGGUUGCCAGUGUGCACAGCCUGAACCUUCUGCAGCUUGCUCCGGGCGGUCACCUUGGUCGCUUUGUGAUCUGGACCGAGGACGCCUUCAAGCAGCUCGACACCAUCUUCGGCACUUACGAGAGCGCUUCGGAGGUCAAGAAGGGCUUCCGUCUCCCGAACGCCAAGAUCUCCAUGCCUGACGUUACCCGUCUCAUUAACUCGGAUGAGAUCCAGAGCGUGGUUCGUCCGGCUGGUCCUAAGCAGACCAAGCGUCCGUUCACCCAGAAGAAGAACCCGCUCCGCAACCGCGGUGUUCUCUUCCGCCUCAACCCGUACGCUCAGGCCUCGAUCCGCCGUGAGCUGCGUGAGCAGGCUCAGCGCCGCGCUGGUAAGCUCAAGAAGAACACCAAGACUCCUCGCACCACCACUAGCGAGGCGUUCUUCGAGCAGCUCUUUGCUUAA